Messenger RNA from Raphanus sativus (radish), 1020 nucleotides. RefSeq names its product transcription factor MYB20. The transcript is spliced from 2 exons. The coding region runs from base 111 to 959 and encodes 282 amino acids. Lineage: Eukaryota; Viridiplantae; Streptophyta; Magnoliopsida; Brassicales; Brassicaceae. The record is from RefSeq and is a predicted model, not a curated record.
AUCUGUCUUCAACUUUCAUUAACAUUUACUCUCUCAGACGGUAGACAAAGACAGAGAAGAGAACGAGAGAAAAAACAGAGUAUUUGAAAGAAGAAGAAGCAGAGAAAGAAAUGGGGAGACAACCAUGCUGUGACAAAGUAGGGUUGAAGAAAGGACCAUGGACUGCAGAUGAAGACAGGAAGCUCAUGAACUUCAUCCUCACCCAUGGACAAUGUUGUUGGAGAGCUGUUCCUAAGCUUGCUGGUCUUCUCAGGUGUGGCAAGAGUUGUAGACUUCGCUGGACAAAUUAUCUUCGACCAGACCUGAAAAGAGGUCUUCUCUCGGAUAACGAGGAGAAGAUGGUCAUUGACCUUCAUUCCCAGCUCGGCAACAGGUGGUCAAAGAUAGCUUCUCAUUUACCAGGAAGAACAGACAAUGAAAUCAAGAACCACUGGAACACUCACAUCAAGAAGAAGUUAAGGAAAAUGGGGAUCGAUCCUCUCACUCAUAAACCACUCUCUAUAGUAGAACAAGAAGAAGAAAAACCUUUAAAGAAGCUGCAGAAACCAAUGGAGCAGACUGUGGAGGAACCACCUAAUUAUUCUCUUACCAAAGACAGCAACAACAAGAACAUGCUUGUAAGUUACGAUGAUCAGCUUAUGGCGAUGAAUCUUGAGUAUUGCGUCGAAGAAGUCCCUAUGAUUGAUCCAGAGUGUUUAGAGCUUAUCUGCAACAACUCUUCAAUGUCUUCAUCCACAUCCACGUCUUCCAGUUCAUCUAAUGAAUCAAGUAUCUUGAAGGAUUUGCAGUUUCCAGAUUUCGAUUGGUCGGACUAUGGUAUUCAUAAUAAUAAUAAUGGUGUGGGAAACAUUAUGGAGAACAAUGUGAUGAGCCUGUGGGAUGUUGAUGACUUUAGCAGUUGGGAUUUGCUGUUAAAUGAUGAUAUUCCUCAGAGUUCUUCCACGUUCGGGUUAUUUUGAAUUUAUUUGAAGUCUUUGUAAAUGGAAAUUAUGAGUGGACAGAAAACCCUUUAUACACUUC